UGCCCAUCAAAAUAAAUUACCAUUUUUUGCCGAUCCCCCGAUGACAAUUGUGAUAGACAACGGCACCUGCACCAUAAAGUACGGCAUAGCGGGCACGCAGCCGCGCACCAAAGAGAACAUUCUGUACAAAUCAAAGCACAGCUACUCGUUCGUGCCAUCAAAGGACAGCUACAUCAAGAAAAUGUUCGUGAACAACAUACCGGUUAAUUACGAUGUGCUGGAGGGAACGCUUGACUGCUUGUUUUCUGAGCUUGCCAUUUCCAGGGUGGACGAUAUCGUGCUGACGGUGGGCGUGUGCACGCCAAAAAUAGUGAGGAGAGAAAUUGCGGAGAUGCUGUUCGAGGUGUACAACGCACGGCGCGUGCAGCUGGGGGUUGACUCGGUGUACAGCUACCUGCACAACGUGAAAGACCGGAAUAAAUGCGAUAUUAUCGUGUCUUCGUCGCAUUCAGAGACACAUUUGGUGAGAAUGGACCGGCUUGAUGACGUUGUAGCGCUGCCGUAUGGUGGUGAGCGUGCAAAAGCGUAUUAUAACGCGUUGCUGCGGCCAAAGAACAUACGAAAGACGGAGUUCUACGUGAGAGUAGCCGGAGAUUACCGAAGAGAAGCGCUGUCAAUUUAUGAUAAGCUGAGGAGCAGGGACCUGAAUGGCAGUUACGUACUGGAGGAGAAGAAGAAUGCGGAGAAAGCGGAGAAUAUGAAGAUUAACGUUAAGAAAGCGUUGGAGAAGAGGAGGCUGAGGAAGAAGGAAAUGGAGGAUGGGGAUGUUGCUGAGACUGAGGAUGAUGUUGCUGGGACUGAGGAUGAUGUUGCUGGGACUGAGGAUGAUGAGGAAGGAAACGAUGAGAAUGAUGAGGAAGGAAACGAUGAGAAUGAUGAGAGUGGCGGGGAUGACAGGGAUGGAAUCAUAAUCGAUAACUCGCAAAAUGCUGACGAGGACCUCGAGAUGGAUGAGCGUUCUCAUGUGCCGCAGGUCAACGGACAGUCGGUGGACAGUGCUGCCAGAAGAAACAGGAUGGUGUACUUCUCAGCGGUCUACCGCAACAAGCAGAAAAUAGAGAAAUGCCUUUCGAGGAUGAGGGACAGGCUCACGCAGAUGGAGGACUUGUACUUCAAAAUGAGCGAACCGGAGCGCUACCUUGAGAACAUGAAGGAAAGGUUCUUCGUUCUCAGGGCCCGUAUCCAGGAAAAGGAGAACCUGAAGAGGAAAUUGAAGAACAAGAGGAGCAGGGAGAGCGCACUGCUGAGCAAAGUAGCAAACAUGAACGAGAACGAGCAAUUUUUCACGGAGGAGGAGGUGGAAAUAAUCGAAAAAAUCAACGACAUCGACCACGAGGACGGUGUUUACGAGGAGAAGUACCAGAACCUGCUCAACGAAAUCUACAGGCUCGAUCCCUCGUUCGAGUUCCUCGACUUUAACACGGUUGAGAUUAUGAACGGCGACCACAUGGGCCUGACGCUCUCCAACACGGAGAGUCUGCGGGUGGGCGAGGCGGUGUUCAAUCCAAGCAUCAUGAACUGCUCGCUGCCCGGCCUGUCAGAAAUGAUAGAAAAUGCGUUUCAGACCAUCGGCAAGGAGCAGAAAAACGUAAAUGUUUUUGUAACGGGCGGCUUUUCACAGAUCGAUGGCUUCUUUGAGAGAGUGGUGGCUGAAUGUACGAUGAAUGCGUAUGGUGCAGUGAAAUUCAUCAAGGCUCAGGAUCCGAUCUUGGACGCCUUCCGCGGUGCAUCUUUCUGCGAGCACUUCCCGGUGAUAACCAGGGAGAUGUACAGGGAAGAUGGGCUAGAACGGCUUUUUGAGUGAUUUUGCCGUGCCGGUUCGGCUGUGAGCAUCCUACACAGUAAAAAAGGUUGAUGUGAACGAGGAGGUCUGUCCACCGGGUCGCACCUCAGAAAUGUUUUUGUAAUCGCGCCGGGCGGUUGAUCGUGGAUGAGAGCUUAACCAACAAACUGCUGCGCUGGGCGGUAUGUGCUGUCCUUGGCUGCAGCGCCUCUUAGCAUCGCGGCCCGUAACACGCCGUGCUCGUCCAAUUUGCUCGUUGCAUGAGCAUGAAAAACCUGAAGCACCUUAUCGUGCCAGAAACACCCGUUGGAUCAAUCGGUUGCCCAUAAAAGUGGGCUGUGCCCGUGGUAGAAGCUGCUGCUUAUUUUUGUGUGAAGGCGUGUUUAAUUAAAGGCGUUGCACGGCUCAUUCAACGUCCU
This is a messenger RNA of Vavraia culicis subsp. floridensis, 2202 nucleotides long. RefSeq lists its product as uncharacterized. The transcript has a single exon. The record is from RefSeq and is a predicted model, not a curated record. Gene Ontology annotation, cellular component: cytoplasm; Ino80 complex. Gene Ontology annotation, biological process: regulation of DNA-templated transcription. Lineage: Eukaryota; Fungi; Microsporidia; Pleistophoridae. Bases 41 to 1804 code for a protein of 587 amino acids.